Fundulus heteroclitus (mummichog) is the source of this 797-nucleotide messenger RNA. RefSeq names its product proteasome maturation protein. NCBI's taxonomy places the organism in Eukaryota, Metazoa, Chordata, Actinopteri, Cyprinodontiformes, Fundulidae. Gene Ontology annotation, cellular component: nucleus; cytoplasm. The record is from RefSeq and is a predicted model, not a curated record. The transcript is spliced from 6 exons. Gene Ontology annotation, biological process: proteasome assembly. The coding region runs from base 130 to 555 and encodes 141 amino acids.
GCUGCUUAUGCUUAUGCUACACGGAGCAGCUCGUAGGGGCGGAGUUUGCACCGGAUGUGUCGUCAUUAAUACCCGACGCAAGCGGAUGUACAAGCUUCUGAAAAGGAAAGUGUAAGGAACGGAGACACAAUGAACAGCCGCGGACUCCGAUCUCAGCUCAAAGACAGUGUGCCUGUGGCAGGACUGUGUCCACAGGGGGCCUAUGGGGUGCAGGACUCUCUGCGGAGCGGCUUCACAAGUAUAAAGAAUGAGCUUCUUCCAAGCCACCCACUGGAGCUGUCCGAAAAGAAUUUCCGGCUCAACCAGGACAAGAUGAAUUUCUCUACGCUCAGAAACAUCCAGGGUCUUCAUGCUCCGCUCAAGUUGCAGAUGGAGUACAGGGCAGCCAGACAGAUCCAGCGUCUGCCCUUCUUACCAAGCUCCAACUUGGCUCUCGACACCCUGCGAGGGAGUGAUGAAUCUAUCGGCUUCGAGGACAUCCUCUGUGAUCCGACCCAGAGUGAAGUGAUAGGGGAGCCUCACACGAUGGUCGAAUACAAACUUGGAUUGCUGUGAAAGCUGCCGUAUAUGGAAAAUACACACAAGCACACUCGUGUUUAGGUUACUUUCUGCAGAUACAUUUGAUAAUCCAUUCCAGAACAGAGGUUAUCCGCUCGGCUGCUGCAUAGCUGCACUGUGCUGAUGUAAAUUAAACAGGCAGCGAGUUAUAGCAGUCACACAAACUGGUUUUCAUGGCUCUUUUUUUUUGUUGUUUGAAUUUGGUUAAUAUUGCUAAUAAAUGACAUUAUUCCUCUUGA